GCCCAGCAGUGCACGAAAGUAUGAAGAUCGCACAGUUUGUUGUAUCAGGUGUAAUGUGUGAUGUCAUUAGGUUUACGUAUUGAGUAGAUGGGAAAUAUUACUGCCCUUUUUUCAUUCUGUUACAGGACGUCUUGAUAAUUUCAUGCAUUAACAUGGUUUGUAUGUUGUGUGCGCUAUGCAUGGUUAAUUUGUAGUGGGGGUUGUGAAGUGUGUCCACCACGUCGACAAUGGGAAGUUCGGUAAGAAUAGGUCCGUUAUCUCUUCAGGGAGACAGUGGUAGUAAUAUUAGUGAUCCCGUGUAUUCUGAGGAUGACAGCGAUAAAGUGCAUAAAGACUGUGUGAACCAGAAUGAAAUUAGCAACGGUAGAGAAAACCAUUCUGUCAAUGCACUUUCGGGACCGCAGGAGUUAAUAGCAGCAGAACAGAAUGGAUGUGUUGCGGCAGAACUCAGUUUUGGCGAAGCACCUCUGUCCAGAGUAAUGAGAGAAAAAUGUUCUGAGAUAGAAGCUGCUCUUUCUGAGGACCCAGUUGAUGCCUUAAAAUUAAAGACCUUGGCAUUGUCUGAGGGUGGCCUUGUUAAUGAUGCACUGAGGAGAAGAGUAUGGCCACAACUCUUAGGACUUGAUACACAGGCAGCAACAGAACUGCCAACUCAUAAAGAACUUGAAGCUCAUGCAGAAUAUCAUCAGGUAGUGCUGGAUGUUAACAGGUCACUGAAACGCUUUCCACCAGGCAUUCCGUAUGAACAGAGAGUGGCAUUACAAGAUCAGCUGACAAGGCUUAUUCUCAGAGUUAUCAUCAAAUAUCCUCAUCUUCAAUAUUAUCAGGGCUACCAUGAUGUGGCAGUAACUUUCCUGUUAGUGGUUGGAGAAGCAGUUGCAUUCCAGAUCAUGGAGAAAUUGUCCACUGGACACUUGAAGGACUGUAUGGAGCCUACUAUGGACAGGACAUCCUAUUUGCUUAAUUACAUUUACCCUCUUAUAUAUAGAGUACAUCCAGAAUUAUAUGAAUAUAUGGAAAGGUCGGGUGUCGGUACUGUGUUCUGCCUGCCAUGGUUCCUAACUUGGUAUGGCCAUAGUCUGAACCAGUACAGGGAUGUAGUAAGACUGUAUGAUUACUUCCUCGCUUCUCCACCUUUAAUGCCACUUUAUGUGGCUGCUUCUGUUGUGGUCCAUCGAAGUAAUGAAAUUUUUAGUGUGGAUUGCGAUAUGGCUUGCAUUCACUCUCUCCUUUCACAAAUUCCAGAUGAUCUCCCAUUUGAAAGCCUUCUAAAGCAGGCAUUGAAGUUGUAUGAAGAUUACCCACCAAUAAGUUUAGAAGCAGAAGUACAGGAGAGAUUUAAGAAAGAGCUGCAACUUCGAAGAUAUGAUGACAGACCUCGAACACCCAGAAUACAUCGUCAUAAUGGAGGAACAAUUUGGCACCACCUUGCUGAAAUAAACAGAUUGCUCCCACACUGGGCUUUGGUUCCUCAUGUUGCUAUACCACGUUUCCCUUCUCGAUUUGUUUUUGUUACAACUGCUGCUCUUAUUGGACUCUAUGCAUACCUUCGCAUGGCAGAUGCACUUGUUAUGAACAAUUCAGUCCCUGUUAGGUAGUACAGAGAGCGCUAUUUUAGUCAUUUGUGUGUUAAUACAUACAUGGAUAUUGUGGAUGUUCAGCUCCUGGAUGUAUAAACUGCUUCAAACUGGAGCCUAAAUAUCUGUGCUGUAUGCAUGAAUAGAAAUCAUCUGUUGUAAGUGCUCUUGCAAUAAUUUUCCAACCAUUGGUCAUAAUGGCUUAAAUCUGCAGUGGGAUGGUGACAGAACAAUUAUAUUUUUCUUCAGGUAGAGGACUAAUAACUAUUAUGUCCCUGCUAUCAGGUAAGUAACAGGCAGAUUUAUCAGUUACCAUAUAUUUUGCAAAUAUGUCAGGGUUUCAAAUUAAAGCAGAAUGUUCAGUCAUGUCAUUAAAGAGUUGCACAUGUUGUGUUAUUUAUCAGGGCAUAUUUUUUGGCUUUAACCCUUUGAAGAGUUAAUUUAAAGUUCUUGAAAAUACUGUCAGGUGAUUAUUCUUUUACAAUGUGUUACAUCCAUUUACUAAAAAUACUUUUACAAAUAUUACUGUAUUUCUGCAUGUAACAGUUUUAGACAUAUUCCGUUUAUGAUAUCCCCCCCCCCACACACACACACACACACACACACAAAAUGGGUGCAUACACAGGUCUAUUUUGCCUGUUGAACAUGUCCACAUCUCCAAUUUUCUGAUUAUUGCCAAUGACAGAAGCAGACAUUGUGAUUGCUUAUUGUAUUGUUGACUUUUUCCAUCUCUUUCACUUUGUUUUUGUAGACUUUUGUCAACAUGCACAAGGCUCUUCUAUUAUUCACUUUGGUGCCAUGUUGUUCUUAGUCUCCUUGUUUAUAUGACACUGUUCAUUAUCUUGUAGAAGCUGGACACGCCUUCUCUAUUAGAUUUUACAGGCUUACCUGCCAGUUGUCAAUAUAGCUUAUGUCCCUAAUCAUGGUGGUGAUCAAGAAAACUGACGUGGGUUGUAACAUUUUUAGUACUAAGAGAAACCUGUCUUGUGGCAUUGACUUUCAAAGUACAUUGAUGUCAGAGUGUCAGUAGUUCAGUACACUUUCACUUCAUUCCUUCUUAGAUGAGACAUCAACAUAAGAAUAGCAGGGAAAAUUUAUAUUUUGUCUUUUGUUUUAUCAAUCCGUUUAUGAAUUUUACAUUUUUGUGCUCAUGUGGUUGGUACUGAUGGUAGGAGUGUGAUAUUUAUUUCAUUACACAUGAGAGUCACAGUAUCCACUGAUGAAAACAUCCAGUUCCUUGGGAUCUUCAGAUAACAUCCUAUUACUCCUGCCACUGCUGGUCAUAAGGUCAGAUAACUUUCGGUUGUAAUCAGUUGUUCAAGUUUUCCGUGGAAUUUAAUUUUUACACUUGCUUUUUGUGCCUUUACUGUUAGAAGUGGCCACUGGUCAUGUUUGGUUGUGUCACUCAUGUGUUCAAGUUUAGAAUCAGCGUUAGUAUUAUUUGCUGUCACCAGUGUCUGGAGUGUCAGAUUCCAAUGUUUUGACUUUUAUCUGUAUUUCUCUUACACAACAUUACAGCCCACUUCCUACAAGUGAUUUUUGUUCACUGGCUUGGUUUAUGAUCUGUCAUAAUGUGCAGUCUGGCCCAAAAAGAUAUCACAAAUUUCCAGUUAAUAGCAAAGCAAACGAUUGCUAUACGUUCACAUACUACAGGACAUGGAAAGUGGAAAAUACAUGGGUACACUAGAACAGGGAAAACAUAUGGGUAUUGUCUUAUGCCAUGCAUCAUGUUUAAUGCUGGAUGCACUGAUAGAUUUGUACUCAUCAAAGGGUUGAAUAACUUUUGUAAUAAAUCUUUAAACAUUCAGAUUUGCAAAACAAAUUUCAAUCAUUUUAUCCAUACAUCAGAGAAAGUCAAAAGUAUUUAUGCAUGCCGUAACACAAGAUGCAUCACUCCUUAGAGGUUUGCAUUCAUUCUGACCUAGCCCAAGGGCAAAUAUAUUGGUAUCUAAAGAAUUACAACAUUUAUAAAUUUUAUUGUUUGCUGUACUAUUCAGACAGCCAUAGACAAUUAUUAUUUAGAAUAUGUAUAUAUUAGAGGAUUGGAAGAGUUAUAGUCUAUGUUUUCUUAACUUUGACAUUAAGGAAGUCGUGUAAUGUUUCUCCAUUACAGUGAUUGUAUUCAAGAACCAGUUUUCAACAUUCCUGUCUUCCUUUGUUUGGAGCAUAAUAGUCCAGGCAAGAAAAAAUAUUGAUUUAUCAAUCUUGACCUUGCUUUAUCACCAUGUGUGGUUGACAAACUAAAGAUUUUGCAUGCCUCUUAGCAUGAAUUUCAUUUUCACAAAAACAAAAGUAAAAAGUGGAGACUAAAUUUGACUGAAAGAAAGGAAUUCUAAAAAUGGAGCAGUGAUACAUUUAGGUUGGAACUGUGUUAAAUUUGGUGAGUAAAACAGGGUUACAUUAAUAACAAUGCAGCUGACUCAUUUACAUCAUAUCCCAGGGCUAGUUAUUCUGAUUUUGAUUUGUGCAGGAUUGCAUCAACUCCCACAAAAGGUCUUAUAUAUUAGCUUUUAAUUACCAUUCAUGGUUGCCUUACUGUUACACCAGUAUGAACAUAACCUCAGAAUUUGAGGUUCUCACAGUGGUGAUUAUGAAGAGAUCUGCCUUCUGGGUUAUAAUGCUGUGUAAUCCAUUGACAGUCAACCGACAUUUCAGAGACAUGUUACUUCUACCUGCAGAGUUGAAGAAUAAGCCAAGCAAGAUGCCAACAUGAAAGUGGGUGGCAAAAAGAGCAGUUGGAUUACAGAAAUUUCAGAUAAUAUAGGAAACAGGAGGGCAGUGGAAGGUAGCAAGUCAGUUACCAUUCAGUUGCUUGUAGGACUGAAUGAACUCCCAGUGCCCGCUGGCUGUCACAACCUAGUGAAUCAAUAGGAGACAAGAACAGGAUAACUAGCAUGGCCCUUAAAAGACAGUUUUGCUGGUCUAUGAAAGGACAGGGAAGAAGUGCUAAGGGUGUGAUGGGCAGAGAGCCAAGGCGUAUGGGAAAGAGAUCAUGUGCCUGGGUCCCAGGCAUACAGUGGAGGAUGAAGGAGCAGAGCUAGCGGAAGGAAGCAGGAACAACAGGAUGGAGGCUUAGGGCUGAUGAGUGCCCAGAGGGGCCAGAGUUGGUGGCUGAUAAGGGCAGUGUGCACAGACAUACUUGUGUGUGGACUCUUGGGAAGACCCAGUUCUACAGUCCUGUGAGGGAGGCAUUCUGCGGUCUUUCAGGGUGCAGUUGAGAAGUUUAUAUGAUUGACUCAGACAAAAGCCAUCUUUCCUGUUCAUAUAAUUAGGAUUUAGCUCAUCUCAGUCACCUCCCUCAUGAUGCAGUCCAUGUAUUUGGGUUUCGGUGGAUAGGAUGAUGGUGGUGUAUAACUGAACACAAUGCCCCAGUCAUCAGGUGCAGGCCAGGUUGCAUGAAGUUUUAAAUUAUUUAUCAGUGCAAACUUCAAUGUACGAUUUCAUUAUAUCACUUGUGCAUAAUAUCUUUAAUAAGAGGACUUUUCAGUAUGAUGUCAUGUUUAUAAUGUUCAGUAUAUGGCUUAUGUCAGAAUCAUUGUCAUUCAGUGUUUGGAAAUUGAUAACUUGAAAUGACUGUUGUUUAAUUUCUGUGCCUUGUUUAGUUUUCAUGAAGAAAAUGUUUACUUUUACAAGAUUUCUGGCAUUAGGUUAGUAAAUAUGUUCAGUAGGGGUAGUAGGCUAUUUUAUCUUUGUGUGUGAUAUUAACUAAUUCUACAUUUUUCAGAAAUCUGAAUUGAAAAUCUGUAAAAUGCAAAAUUAAUUCCGUUGAAAUUGUCACAAUAUUAUAUUUAAGCAUCCUGUUGCACUCUACACGAUAAAUG
Cryptotermes secundus is the source of this 5398-nucleotide messenger RNA. RefSeq names its product TBC1 domain family member 20. Gene Ontology annotation, molecular function: GTPase activator activity. Gene Ontology annotation, cellular component: endoplasmic reticulum membrane. The record is from RefSeq and is a predicted model, not a curated record. The transcript has 8 exons. NCBI's taxonomy places the organism in Eukaryota, Metazoa, Arthropoda, Insecta, Blattodea, Kalotermitidae. Gene Ontology annotation, biological process: positive regulation of GTPase activity; endoplasmic reticulum to Golgi vesicle-mediated transport. Bases 228 to 1598 code for a protein of 456 amino acids.